This is a messenger RNA of Ostertagia ostertagi, 552 nucleotides long. NCBI's taxonomy places the organism in Eukaryota, Metazoa, Nematoda, Chromadorea, Rhabditida, Trichostrongylidae. The record is from the annotation of a GenBank genome assembly.
UGCGUGAAUCGGAACUCGUGGAGUGGAGGACAUUUCAUACAGAAUAUCGUUUUCGGUCAGUCGGAGCAGUGCCCUGAGGGUAUCGUGAUCUCCGAGGAGCUCAGUGAUGAGCCGGCUUCCGAACGAGUGGUGGAAAACCGCAGAGGAAUGCACUCGCCAGAAAGCCUGUUCUUGGCCUGUGGUCUGUCAGCGCUGAUUGCUUUGGUGAUAGGAUCAUUUGUUACGUAUCGAGUCACUAGAGCUCGUGUGCUGGCCGAAGCUCAUCAUUCGGCCAGUUCGACAAGUGGAUCGGAUUACGAUAGCUUCGGUAGGGCUCGAUUAACGAGGCAUGACUCGUUGACGACGGCAGCGAAGAUCGAGCAUGUCUAUGGAGCGCCACCAAAGACGAGCGUUGAUGCCUCAUCUCUCGUGCUGACGAUGCCACCGGCGAUGACGAUGAGUCAACACGGUUCUGGUGUUAACACCCCGUCGAGGGAUAAGAACGCGAUCAUGACGUCCAUCAAUCAGAACACGCUGCCGCGCGACUACAAAGUGAAGAAAGUCUAUUUGUAG